CGUGGUGCCUGUAUUCUUAUAAUAUUCUAAAAUGCUGGAUGAUUCUGAGCCUGAAUAUUAAUAUAAGCAAUAUUCUUAUAAAAAAGAAUAAUAAGUGAUUAUGCGAAUAAUAAUUUGUAAUAAUUAAUCGAUCUCAGCCACCUGACCAAAAUGACAUCUUCCGUUCGUCAAGGGCGUUGUUGGAGGUAGAGGUGAAGCACGUGUGAAAUUAACGCUGUGAUGAAUGGUAUUUCAUUUGAUAAUGAAGCUUGAAUCAAACACUUUAUUGUUACUUUGUCACUGCUCAGAAGUCGUUGGGAUGUUCCUGCACGUCCAUCAAGAGCAUUUGGGCUAAAUAACGUGGAUAUUCUCCGACUGGAACAAUCUUGGAAAUUUUCAUAUGGCAGUAUAAUUAAAUGAAAAUGAUGAUCUUAUUAGGGACGUCAGCAGACUGCCCCAGGUUUUUGGAAGAGAGUCUCCUUUACAAGUACCUCUUUUCCUGAGGGAUAGUGCCCCUUCCUAUUAGUGCUCUCUAACGUUGAAAUUUUUCCGAAGUCUUAUCCUCCAAUCAUUUUAUACUGUAUCAAUAUUUGUAUUCGCUAUAAAUAGGUAUAAAUGCACGCAUGUUACAAGUGCAUAUAUAUAAACUUGUAUUUGCUAUAUAUAUGAUAUUUGGUUCUCUUGGAUUGACUUGCCUACCAACACUUGUUUCAAAAAUAUUCGAAAAAGGCACGUUGUUCAGCUUAAUUGCUUUUGAUUUAUUCAUACAUGACUCCUCAAAUGCUGAAUAUCAAUAUAUAAAUUUAGAUGCAUUUUUAACUGUUGAACUCGCGAGUAUUCAGAGUAUAUAUUUUAAUUUUAUUCUGACAGGUGAGUUCAUUUAGUCCCAAGAGAAGGAAAAAGAGUGGAGUCUUUAGUAGGUUACAAUAGAUUUGUGGAUGCAAUUCCGGCAUGAUAACGGAUUUAAGUUUUUCUUGCACAAGAAAAUUGUAACAAUAUAAAUUGUACGUACUGGAGCCUAAAAGUGAUGCGUCCAUAGCUCGUUUGCGGAUAAGAACCCCUUCCCCAAACCCAGCCCUCUUAGUAUUUUAGAGUAGCGGUUCUGCAGAGUUGUGAAUUUCAUUCUAUUUUCAUGCCAGGCUAAUUGCCAGCAUAGAUAGCUUUAGCAAUCUUGUGUUGAAUUUGACAAUGUCUUAAGUAAAUCUUGGAUUGGACGAUAUCAGUUCUAUCUUAUUGACCUUAUUUGCUUGUUUGUUUUGCACACGUCUUCUUGCAAACUUCUGAAAUGACUAGCAUCACUGUCGUGAAAGACUUACAAGUAACUGUAAUUUGAUACUAAAUAAAUGUAGUUAUUUUCGGUUGACUGAAACUGGUAAGCUAGAAAUUGUGGUCUAAAAUGGUUUUUCUGUGUGUUGCCUCACGCCUCUGUAGCCACGACAUUCUUUACUGAAUGGCACCAGCCUUGUUUUAUUCAUAAUAGAGGAAGAAAUAUAUACUGCAUAGAGCCGUGGGAAACUUCUUUGGAGAGCAAUAACUUUAUAGUUACAAACAGGACCUUCGUAAGACCAACUACCCCUGCUACCCUGGGUCCCGAACGCAUUUUACAAUUAAGUGGUAAUCCUGUAAUAAUGGCCUAGGGCAUUGAAAGGAGUUUGUUAUUUACUAAUUAACAACAAUACAAAUUUAACAUAAAAAAUACUUGAAUUGCAUACCUUUGUUUACGGUGAGAUCUUCCGCCUUCGUGUUCUUGGAAGACUGGCAACGAAAAGGAGGCUUCUUGGGCAUUUUGAAAGCAACAUGCCCAGGCCACAGGGUAGAGAUUUUGUGUCCAGGUCGAACAGCAAGGAAAAUCCUCGAAGUUGCAAGACGCAAUUACAAUACCGCUUGCAGAAAUGUUAGCCUUGAUUGGCGUAGCAUUUUAUACUUUUAAAUUCAUAAUACGGCUGUCAAAAUAUUCAUGGCAAUGGUGUCUAUCAAUGGUAGAACGACAUCACUGUUAUAUCAGUAUCCAGGCCUAUCGUGGAUUUUCUUUCAUGAUGCCAUGUCUAGUGAACCAAAUUAUGCAUAGAAUAGCUGGAAUUCGCAUCGUAAAGGACGAAGGGUCCGGUCUCAAUGAUGAGAUAAACGAAAUGUUAAAGCCUGAAAAGUCUUUGUUGGAUAAUGAUUUUCAGGCAUACUUGCUGAAUUUGAAACAACCAAAGAGGAGAUUGGAGGAUAAUAAGGAAAAGAAACUUGCUGCAGUAUCUAGCUGCAUUUUUGAUAUUAUUUCUGGGAUUAUAUUUGCUUUGAUAGCACAUUAUUAUAUUUCAUUUGACGACUUGGCCAUACUAUUUACCAAGUGGAGGGAUUCGACUCAUGGAUUUCUAAAUGAAUUGCUUGAUUGGCUUGUUGGAGCUCCAGCUGGUCUUAAACUGAAUCAUGAGUUAACAAUAUUUCUGGGAAAGUUUUUCCUUUAUCAUGUCUACAUUUGGAUUGGCUAUUUAUUAAUUAUGGAACCAUAUUAUGUUCUUAUUAUAAAGAUUAUAUUGUACUCAAGCUGUUUUGGACUGUCAACUAUGUUAUCUCUUGCAAGUGAUGCAUUAAGCUUCUUGACAUUCCAUACUUACUGUUUCUAUGUGUAUGCAGCAAAGAUCUACAAGCUACAGCUUCAAGGGCUGAUAUCUCUUGCUAGACUUUUAAGAGGGAAAAAAUGGAACCCAUUGCGAAACCGUGUGGACUCAAUUCCUUUUGAUGCAAAUCAAUUAGCAUUUGGAACCAUUCUUUUCACAAUUUUUCUCUUUUUGCUCCCAACAACUGGAAUCUACUACCUUGUUUUCACUCUUCUACGAUUGCCAAUACUUGUAUUGAAGGCUGUUAUAUAUUAUGUCACUGGCAUUCUCAACUCAAUACCAAUCUAUGCAGUAGUUCAGAGAGUAUUAUCCUCAAGUCAGCCUGUUGAUGGUGUCAGUAUGAGACUUUUAUAUGGGAAACAAGAAUCAUACAACAAAACAGAAAGCAGAGUUAACAAGGAUUGUUCAACUGCAAAAUUAUGUUUAGCUGAUGGUGUAGUGGUUAGAAUGCUGUUUACCAAAGAAUCAAUUCAAGCCAUAUUAAAAAGAAAAACAAAUUUUGGUUUAAAGAACUUUUUUUCACUUCCUACGCUUUUGAAGUCACUUAUUUUUGGAGAUGUAGUAAAUUCACUUUAUUCUCUCAAAGAAGAAUAGUAAGCUUAAAGAUAAAUAAUAUGAAUUAAUAAAAAAACAUUUUACUGUACUAACAUUGCAAACAUUUGCAAGGAAAUUGUUUGGUGAUUGUUACAAAGUUUAUAUUUCAUUGUUUUUAUGGAAUAAGAUUAUGUAAAAUAAACGGUUACCAUAAAUUUAGAGUACCACAAUAAGGUUUUAUUUUAU
Rhopilema esculentum is the source of this 3368-nucleotide messenger RNA. RefSeq names its product phosphatidylinositol N-acetylglucosaminyltransferase subunit Q. Gene Ontology annotation, cellular component: membrane; endoplasmic reticulum. The record is from RefSeq and is a predicted model, not a curated record. Lineage: Eukaryota; Metazoa; Cnidaria; Scyphozoa; Rhizostomeae; Rhizostomatidae. Gene Ontology annotation, biological process: GPI anchor biosynthetic process.